Messenger RNA from Prorocentrum cordatum, 301 nucleotides. Lineage: Eukaryota; Dinophyceae; Prorocentrales; Prorocentraceae. The record is from the annotation of a GenBank genome assembly.
GUGUGCGACGCGGAGGGCAGGAGGCCCAAUGCGAAGCAGAGCAAAAUGGAGACGGCGGCGUGCGAGGACAGGCUGGCGUGCGGCGCGGAGAGCAAGACGCUCACGGUGCUCCACGAAGCCACGAAGGCGGCGUGCUGGACGAUUUGGCAGAUCAGCCCAGCGGGCGAGAAACCGACGGAAGCGGCAUGCAAGCUGACGGCAAUGUGCUGGAAGGGGCAGGUUAUGAUGCGAACGCCGAAGCAGUUCGAGGGCGAUUGCAACCGCCUCCGCUACCGCUGGAACAGGGCGACGGAGGAGAAAG